This is a messenger RNA of Huiozyma naganishii CBS 8797, 543 nucleotides long. RefSeq lists its product as uncharacterized. The record is from RefSeq and is a predicted model, not a curated record. NCBI's taxonomy places the organism in Eukaryota, Fungi, Ascomycota, Saccharomycetes, Saccharomycetales, Saccharomycetaceae. The coding region runs from base 1 to 543 and encodes 180 amino acids. The transcript has a single exon.
AUGCUACUAACGAAGUCUCUCGCUAUUCUUUCCACUUUUACUCUCUGCAUUGGUGUCACGCACCACAAUGAGACGGGAUACCACAGUGCUGGUACUGCGACCCCAUCAACGAUAUUAUCAGCACACAACGCCACCGAUGCAGAGACGCACACGCUGACAACUACAGAAGAAAGUACAGUUUAUAACACAGUGUGGUACACCUCGUUACAGUCACCAAUAGUGUCGGUACACACCUCUGAAUCCACGACAACACACAAGGAUACUAGCACAACGUACACAUCCACGAUAACACGGCUUCUGACAGUAACACAGACGAUGAAGAGACAAAAUGUUGCGACCUUCGAAGACACGCAAGGUCCCGUGAAGAUAGAGACAGCUACACAAUGCCCAGGUGCAACUGAGACACAAUAUGUUACUGUCACUGGUGAAGUUACAUACGUAACCACGACGAAACAACCAGGGACGCACUAUGUGACAGUCACUGCAGGGGUGGCACAAGAGGGGAAUAAAUGGGCUAAUGGAACCGUCGCAACCGCCCGGUGA